AUGUUACCACAAGAAGAUACCGUAAAUGAUGUAUUUUUGGAAUCGAAUGAACCUCAACAACCUGUGAGUUUGUACCUAUUCCUGUGAUUUCAUUGCUAAAAAAUUCAGAACUCUUCAAUUUUUUGUGCGGUCUAUGAUGUUUUUGGCAAGCCUAGUGACAAGCGAGCAACAAAUGAAAGAAGCUGAAGUGCGUAUCAAAAAUAGAAAAGUUAUGUUUCCCUGGUUUUUCGGAGUUCUAACGUUGAUCCAGGUAGAGAGCGUGUUCAAAUAUACUUUAUGGCUUUUAAUCUAUUUGUUUCAGAUUUUAGUGUAUACUCUUAAUGUUUAUGUGUAUCGAUAUAGAUACAUCUGUUAUCGGCUGGAAUAUAUUUCAUCAAAUCUAAAUUUUUUCAUUUAUACACUUGUUCAUACCGAGAAGUUUUCAUUAUUUUUGGUCUCAAUACAACAAAUAUUUUUUGGUAUUCCAUUAGAAGCCGCAUUUGGUUCGGAAUUAAUUGGACUCUCGUUCAUUAUUGGUGCAGUUAUUCUCCGAAUGGUUCCAAAAUUCGGAAUGAAGUGCGGAUCUGAAACUGUCAAUGUUGUUAUACUUUUUAUUCAUUUGUCCAACUUUUCAUUGGUUUGUGAACUUUUCCCAUUUGUCUUUUACGAAAAAGCCAGUGGUUCCAAAAAAGUUGUCGAUAUAUAAUUAAAGUUUUUUAGAACCGAAAAACAAUGCCUUAUAGACGAUUUCAGUCUCCAUUGUUGUUACUGAUUUUGAUUCUUGAUGGCAUAUAUUUUACGAAUGAAAUUGUUAACAUCGGAUUUGCUCUGUUUGAUGUGUUUCUUAAGAACAUGCUUUGUUCAAUGCUUGGAUGUUUUUUUGGAUCUUUUAUUAUCAACAAAAAAGAAGUGAGUUUUUAAAAAAGAAUGAAUAUUUAAAACUAAUUUAAGGAUGACGAAAAAUGGAAAAAGUCAUGGAGGAUUGCAAUUUUUCUGUUCGUUUUUAUCACAUUUGUCGUACUUUGUUAUAGAGAUUUUGACAUACAUUGGUAUUUUCUACCGCCGAACUAA
Molecule: messenger RNA, 1050 nt
Organism: Caenorhabditis angaria
Lineage: Eukaryota; Metazoa; Nematoda; Chromadorea; Rhabditida; Rhabditidae
Source: the annotation of a GenBank genome assembly